AUACUCUUCACCCAUCAUCAGUCUGCCUCCAGUCGGACCUACACCUCCUUCCUCUCUCCCCCCACCACCUCUCCCAGAAACAACCAUGCACCUGAGCGCGUACGAGUCGUGCCAUUCCCUGGUUGUACUUUGCAUCCUGCUGAGGAGUUGUCACGCCUUCAAGAACGACGCCACGGAGCUGCUGUUCUCGCACGUGAGCGCGCCGGUGCCGGAGGUUCAGAGUAAUGUGACCCUGAACCGCGCACGGACCGGCGGGAGAGGAGCGGCCGGCGGGGCGCACGACAGAGGCGAGCGAAGCCAAAUCGGGUGCAGAGAGCUGAGGUCUACUAAGUACAUCUCCGACGGCCACUGCACCAGCAUCAACCCCAUCAAGGAGCUGGUGUGCGCUGGUGAGUGUCUCCCAGCUCAGAUGCUUCAGAACUGGAUCGGCGGCGCCUACGGCAGGAAGCUGUGGAGUCGCCGGAGCAGCAACCACGAUUGGCGGUGCGUCAACGACAAGACCCGCACCCAGCGCAUCCAGCUGCAGUGCCAGGAUGACAGCACGAGAACGUACAAAAUCACCGUGGUCACCUCCUGCAAGUGCAAGAGGUACUCGAGGCAGCACAACGAGUCGGGCAACAAGUUCGAGGAGCCAGCUCUGUCGCCGCCACAGCUCCUGCACAAGCACAAGUCCAAGAGCAAGAGGAGGCUGGGGAAGAACCGGCUGAGUGAGAACUGGCACGACACUGAACCCUGAGACUCUCUCUGAUCCACAUGAACCUGCAGGAGUUUUGUCACGGUGACAUCGAGACACGGCGUCCAGAGCUUGUGGAUUAUCUCUCAAAGUGACUGGGACUUUUUUAGGUGAAGCUGGUUCCUCACUAUGAUGGAGACCUCCAGAGGGCACGCUUAGGACUUCUCUUGACAUUUGAAUCCAUGUGGUUAAAAGAUAAUGUGAACAGAACUGGGGUGUGCAGUCUGCAGAGCUUUCUGGAGCCCGACACACACAGUCCCAGAUGUAGCCAUGUGCAUGCGCUCCUAUAUAUUCAUUUAAUACGCAGAUGGAAAUCUGUAGUUUAGGCACCAACACCAGUAAACAUCUCAAACAAUCCUGUGUAAAUACUUGUACAUAUAUCAAAUUCUUACCUGCCUUUUGAAGUAUGGCCAUGUGUAUAAAAUGUUACUAUGUAAGAUUUAUGAUGUAUGAUGUAAUAUAUUUUCUGUGGCACCAUAUAAUAUGAUACGUUUGCUUGAAUGGCGUCAGCAGGUGGGUGAAAUCUGGAAAAGCUUUGUCAUCAGUCAGUCUUGUAAUAACUUUAUAUGAAAUAAAUAUCACU
Messenger RNA from Epinephelus fuscoguttatus (brown-marbled grouper), 1316 nucleotides. RefSeq names its product sclerostin domain containing 1a (gene sostdc1a). Gene Ontology annotation, biological process: negative regulation of Wnt signaling pathway; negative regulation of BMP signaling pathway. The coding region runs from base 86 to 736 and encodes 216 amino acids. Gene Ontology annotation, molecular function: BMP binding. NCBI's taxonomy places the organism in Eukaryota, Metazoa, Chordata, Actinopteri, Perciformes, Serranidae. The transcript has 2 exons. The record is from RefSeq and is a predicted model, not a curated record.